This is a messenger RNA of Cucurbita pepo subsp. pepo (vegetable marrow), 1385 nucleotides long. Its product is annotated as LYR motif protein. NCBI's taxonomy places the organism in Eukaryota, Viridiplantae, Streptophyta, Magnoliopsida, Cucurbitales, Cucurbitaceae. The record is from RefSeq and is a predicted model, not a curated record.
UCAUGGAACCUUGAGAUUGGAGGGAAUUGGUCUCAUAGUGGCAUCUCCAUCUCCCUCUGGUUCUAAGAAAUUCUGAACAAUUCUCCUCCUCAAACCCCCUUUCCUUUGAACCCAUGUUUUCAUCUUUCAAUUCUUCCCCAUUUCAAAUACCCUCUUAACCAACCCAACCCACUUCCCCAUGUCUCGCAGACCCCUAGAUUCCCGCCAAUCCAUUGACUCCUGCACUCUCAAGCUCCAUACCUGGAGACCCUUCCACCAUCUCCACUCUGCUCCCAAAACCCUAGAUUCCGACACCCAUAUCUCACCUCCCACAACUUCUAAACCCUACUACUCUUCCACCGCCCUUCACACCAAGCGCCCUUGUCUCUCCGAUCGAACUACCUCUUUCAAUGUCGACGCCAUCGACAUGUCCAGGUUGAGUUUGAUUGACGACGACAAGCCUUCUAUUGCUGCAGGGCCUUACACUCGUCGUAGCUUUGGAUUGAUCGCUAGGAAGCGGCGGCGACGUGGAUCGAGGUCGGUUUCUGGGCGGAGUAGCGAUCGGAGUGGGACGAGGCGGUGCUGCUCUGUUGGAGCUUCGGCUGCCCAUGGGACUUGCUCCGAUUUCCCUCUGGCGGUUGGGACUGAUUCGAGUGGGGAGUUGUUUGUGAAUGGGGAUGCGAAUUGGUCUUCUGAUGUGAGUGAAGCCAAGAAUUCGAGGAGGGAGAGAGAUGAGAAGGAUCAUCAUUUGGGAGGUGGGUUUAGUUCUAAUGGAGGUCUUGAUGCUCAGGGAAAUGAAUCUGGGUAUGGUAGUGAACCUGGUUAUCGUGGAGAUGGUGAAUUUGGGUAUGGUGAUGAGAUCGAUGAGGAAGAUGAAGAUGCCAGAUUGCUGUUGUGGGGUGAACGACUCGGAGAUUCUCGAAUGGAAAUUGUAGGAGAGAACACGUUUUCAGAUCAGAAAUCACACCAUAGAUGUCGCCGUAAGAAGCACGAAUGUAGAAUGGUCGACACCCUGAGGUGAUGAAGCUAACAUCGAACUCGUAACGAGGCGACAAACACUUUGAAGCUCCUGAUGCUCUGAGACCUGGAAUCUUCAACUGCUAAGGAUCCCCGGUUUCGAGAUCGUCCUUAAAGUGCAGCUUACAGUAUCUAGAUUCCUCGCUGACACCUCCAUCGACUGCUGGUAUGAACUGUAGAACACCGACAUCCCGACGACUGCUGGUAUGAACUGUAGAACACCGACUUCCCGACGCUCGCUCACAGGGAAGAAAACAUAGUCCCACUGUCAAGUUAUCUUGUUUCACUUUCAACUGAACUCUUUUAACAGAGCUAUGUCUAUCAUCAAUGCACUCUAUAAUUUUAGCUGUAAAAUUGAAAUAAAGGAGUAAAGUUCAAAUUAUUAUCUA